Ostreobium quekettii is the source of this 1821-nucleotide messenger RNA. Lineage: Eukaryota; Viridiplantae; Chlorophyta; Ulvophyceae; Bryopsidales; Ostreobiaceae. The record is from the annotation of a GenBank genome assembly.
AUGCCCAGCGACCGCAAGAAGAAGAAGGCGGCGGCGUCGCGCGCCAAGGCGCAGGCCCGUGACGGCCCCGCACCCUCCGACGACAAGUCGACCGCAUCGGCGGAGGCGGCCGUCAACGGGGGCGUCGGAGGGGCGGGCACCGCCGCCGAGGACGGGGCCGGCGCGCCCGGCCUGUCGGAUCGCGUGUGCACGGGCGUGCUGGCGUCCCACCCGGAGUCGCGGGACCUGCACGUGGACAGCCUGACUGUGCUGUUCCACGGCGCGGAGCUGCUGUCCGACGCGAAAUUGGAAUUGAAUUAUGGCAGGCGCUACGGCCUGCUGGGCCCCAACGGCUGCGGCAAGUCGACCCUCCUGGCCGCCAUAGCGGCGCGUGAGGUGCCCUCGCCGUCGCACAUCGACAUGUUCUACCUGGACCGGGAGGCGGAGGCCAGCGACCUGUCUGCCCUGGAGAUGGUCAUGAGCGUCGAUGAUGAAAGGGUGAGGCUGGAGAAGGAAGCUGAGCACUUGGCGACGCUGGAUAUGAGUCCGGAUAUCGAGCAGAGGAUGCACGACGUGUAUGACAGAUUGGAUAUGCUGGACAGUGAUAAAACAGAGUCGAGGGCGGCAUCCAUCUUGCACGGGUUGGGGUUCUCAAGAGAGAUGCAAGCAAAGAAGACCAAAGAGUUCUCCGGUGGCUGGAGGAUGCGUAUUGCCCUUGCACGUGCCUUGUUCGUCGACCCCACCUUCCUUCUCCUAGAUGAGCCCACAAACCACUUGGACCUUGAGGCCUGCGUGUGGCUCGAAGACCACCUAAAGAAGUUUAACAGGAUCUUGUUGCUCGUCUCCCACUCUCAGGAUUUCUUGAAUGGGGUGUGCACCAACAUCAUCCACAUGACCAAAAAGAAGCUGAACUCAUAUGUGGGGAACUACGACGCCUAUGUACAGACAAGAAAAGAGCUCGAGGAGAACCAGAUGAAACAGUACAAAUGGGAACAGGACCAGAUUAGCCACAUGAAGGAGUACAUCGCCAGGUUUGGUCAUGGCAGUGCCAAGCUGGCUAGGCAGGCCCAAAGUAAGGAAAAGACCCUUGCCAAGAUGGUCCAAGGGGGGCUCACGGAGAAGGUGACGACAGACAAGGUUGUGAAGCUUACCUUUGAAAAUGUGGGGAAGCUGCCCUUGCCAGUGCUUCAAUUUGCCGACGUGACGUUCGGGUACUCCAAGGACAAGAUCCUGUACAGAAAUGUGGACUUUGGAGUCGAUCUUGACUCCAGGGUAGCAAUAGUGGGACCAAAUGGCGCUGGCAAGUCCACACUUCUGAAGCUUAUGGUUGGCACCCUGGAACCUCUUGAUGGCAUGGUGAAGAGAAACAACCACUUGAAGAUAGGGCAGUACCAUCAGCAUUUGGCUGAGCUGCUGACUCCGGAACUGUCUCCACUUGAGUACAUGAUGAAGGAAUAUCCAGGAAAUUCACUGGAAAAGAUGCGGUCAGUGGUCGGGCGUUUUGGGCUGACGGGUAGCACUCAGACCCAUCCAAUCAAGCAGCUCUCAGAUGGACUGAAGAGUCGCCUUGUGUUUGGGUGGCUUGCGAUGCGCAAGCCACACAUAUUGCUUCUAGACGAGCCCACCAACCACUUGGACAUUGAAUCGAUCGACUCGCUCGCAAGGGCCAUCAAUGAGUGGGACGGCGGCAUGGUGCUUGUGAGCCACGACUUCCGCUUGAUUUCGCAAGUGGCAACUGAAAUAUGGGAGGUCGCCAGCGGGGCCGUCAAAAAAUGGGACGGCGACAUCAUCUCGUAUAAGCUGCACCUGAAAAAGAAGCAGGACAAACAGAGGCGUGAAUGA